Molecule: messenger RNA, 849 nt
Organism: Phanerochaete carnosa HHB-10118-sp
Lineage: Eukaryota; Fungi; Basidiomycota; Agaricomycetes; Polyporales; Phanerochaetaceae
Exons: 1
Coding region: 229-693 (154 amino acids)
Source: RefSeq, a predicted model, not a curated record
GAAUUUUGCCAGGUUGCUGUGGCUGCGAGGAGAGCGCAGGAAGAGUACAGGCGUGCGCAUCCCGGAGUCAACGAAGCAGACAUCAGAGUCGACCUGCCCAAGGCACCGCCUAAGCACGCAGUCUGCAACAACCCUAACCAUCGCCACCACCAUCCCCCGCCCUUCCCGGCCGGUCUGCGUGCAGUCGCGAGGCCAGUGAUGGGCGCCCCAGUACCACUGCAUCGUGCAAUGGGUCAGGCGUUCCUCGACCUGAGGAUGCCGCCACUGCCGCCACUGCCGCCGCCGCUGCCACUGCUGCCACCGCCAUACAACCCUGCCGCAGCUGCCGCCUUUGCGCAUGUGCACCCCAAUGCGGCGCUUGCACAUCCUCCUAUGCCCGUACUGGCUCCACCUGCUCUACCUGCCCGACUCCGUCGCAGGCACCGCCAUGGCGCGGCGCCCGCGCCUGUCCCUGUAGCAGCGCCACCUCCACCCGCCCUGCCAGUAAUGCCGCCGCCGCCGCCGCCACAGUUGCUUGCACACGAUCCGCGGCGGAACCCCCGACGAAAUGCCGCCCUGGCUGCUGAGGACAUGGUACGGCUCGCUGCGGGCGCGGGCGUACUGGACGCGGUUGUGCUGGGCGAAGGCAUUCACAGGCCGCACCGUGCGGACAAGGCACGCGGGAGGCCUAUCAGGGUCGAGCGCCACCGUUAGGUCUCUAGUCGACGGCAGCGGCGUCGCACAUCAAUCUAUCAUGGUAAUUGACUAUUCCCCUUUGGAUAGACAGGGAUAUUCGUUUUUGCAUAUUAGUGGGGCAGAGAUACUACGUGAAUUAUCAUAUAGCAACUUCUACACGUUCUGUCGUUCUAC